AUGUUUCAACAGGUCAAAUCAAUUUUUGCUCCCAAAAGUCGAUCCCGAUCAGGUUCAGCUGGACCAGUAUUUGGUUCUCCACCACCUACAGAUUCCUAUCUGGAUUCAAAUCAUUCACCUCCAUCUCUUUCUAAUACUCAUCACCAUUUCGAAAAGAGAAGACUUUCGAAUUAUUCACCAGCUGCCAAUAAUUUAUCACCAUCAUCCAAUAAUUCUCCAUCCCCUUCGUCAGCAAAUAACAAUUCUUCUGUUGGGUCAGCAAAUUCUGGCAGUAACUCGCCAAUUUCUCCCAGAAGAAAUGCUGUCAUUCUUAUAAAUAAUAGAAAGACCAUCACUGGAAGUACAAGUUAUUUGACAGGUGGCAGAUUUAAAAAGGCACCACCAUCUGGCCGUUUAUCGAGUAGAGAUGUUUAUAGUAAUCAAAAUUUGGAAGGAAAAUCUUCUUCACUAUCAACAUUAUUGUCCAAUAAUGCAAAUGUUCAUCCAUAUAUAAUUGUUACGUUAAAAUCUUGUGAAGAUUUAAUUCCCUGUGAUAGGAAUGGCAGAUCCGAUCCAUUUUGUGUAUUUCACCACCGAUAUUUGGAACAGGAAGAUCAUGAUCAUCAAGCAGCCCUCAAGGGAUAUUUGGAGGAAACAAAGAAAUCGAAAUGUCUCAAAAAAACACUCAAUCCAAUGUGGGAUGAGAGUUUCUUUUUCAGUGUGAGGAAUGUUGAACAGAACGGAAGUGAUGAGCUAUUUGUGGGAGCCAUUAAGGAUGAGCUGAUUGUAAAUGUUUGGGAUUUUGACUUGUUUCAAUCGAAUGAUUUUAUGGGAAGUGUCUCGGUGCCACUCUCUCAAUUGUUAAAAAAUCAAACACAGAAAUUCUAUUUGAAAUUGGAGGGUGUUCCUCAUGGAUUCAUCUUUUUGGAAAUUACAGCACAAAACUGUGGUUUGGAUUUGGGUGAUGAAUUUUUUGCAAGUGGAGCUCCAACUUCAAAUUCUACCACUCUAAGUAGUGGUAAGAGUAUUCGAUUUAAUCAGGCUGUUGUUGAUGGAACCAAUGUGGAAGUUUGUGCAACAGAUGUUAAAAUAGGCGAGUGGAAUGGAUUUAAAUUCGAUCAAUUCAUGACGAAUAGUAAAUUAUUACAAGAAUUAUUCCAAGAAUUGGAACAGAAUCCAAAUAAGGACUAUGAAUUGAUUCAACCACUGGGAGAGGGAUCAUAUGGAAUUGUAUUUUCUGCACUCAAAAAUCUUGGACCAGAACAGAAUAGGAAUGAAAUGGUUGCACUCAAAAAAGUUAAAAUUGAUAAUUUACAAAGUGCUCAAGAAAUUCUCUAUGAAAUUGAACUUGUUCAAUAUUUGGACGAGGGUGAAUUAUCAGAGUGGCCAUACAUUGUACACCACAAUAGCAUUUUCCUUGAAAGUGUAAAUAGAUCGAGUAAGGAGAAUGAAAAUGAUGAAAUGACCAUUUGUUUAGAGAUGCCACUCUUUUCACAAGGUGAUUUACAAAAAUUUUUGGAAUCCAAAGCAAGAAAGGGCAAGAAGAUUCAAAUUUCAACAUUUGUAUUGUACAUGAAACAGUUGGCAGAGACGUUGGCACUCUUGCAUCACCCAGAAUUCAGAUCGAGACACAAUAGAAAAUCACUCUCCUCUGAACCUAUCGAAAAUGAACAAAAAGAACCAUCGAAAGAAGAAAAUUCCUUCGUUUACUGUCAUCGUGACAUUAAACCUCAAAAUAUUUUCAUUGCAGAUGAUUAUCAAACAUUGAAAUUGGCUGAUUUUUCCUUCCUGAUACGUAUCAAUUCUGAGAAGGGUAUGAGUAAUGCAAUAGAUGGCAUGAAGAAUACCAAAUUGUGUGGUUCUAUUCCUCACAUGGCUCCAGAGCUCUAUCUCCAAAUGAACAGCGAUAGUGUGGACCCUAUUUCUCCAAGUGAGGAUAGAAGUGAUAGUGAGAAAAUUAGUGAGAUGGAAUUGUUACGAAAAACCGAUGUCUUUUCAUUAGGUGUAAUUGCCUACCAGCUGUUAACUUUUGAUACAAAGAUUGACCACACAUUCUACCAGAGAAUCAUGCCUGGAGGUGUCAAUUUUGGAGGCAAGUUAUCUAACAAGAAGAAACAAAAGGAGAAAUUCAAUGAUUUUGUAGAUGAAUUGGAAUUUGAAAUUAGCAAAAUGAUUUCUGUAGCUGAUAAUGAGGAAGAGUAUGCACUUAUUGAGCCAAUCAAGAAUGCAAUUCUUUCCUGUCUUAAAUGGAAUCCAAAAGAAAGAAUUUCCUCAUUGGAGUUGUGGGAUAAUUUGAGAAAGAUUGAAGAAUUAGUUGAAAAUUUGGAUACAGAACAGAUUUAACAAAUUCAAUAUCUUUCGUGGAAUAAAAUUACUAACCACCCUUGC
This is a messenger RNA of Naegleria gruberi, 2367 nucleotides long. Its product is annotated as protein kinase. Gene Ontology annotation, cellular component: cytoplasm. Gene Ontology annotation, biological process: peptidyl-serine phosphorylation; autophagy. Gene Ontology annotation, molecular function: ATP binding; protein serine/threonine kinase activity. NCBI's taxonomy places the organism in Eukaryota, Heterolobosea, Eutetramitea, Acrasida, Naegleriidae. The coding region runs from base 1 to 2322 and encodes 773 amino acids. The transcript has a single exon. The record is from RefSeq and is a predicted model, not a curated record.